AUGGAGCCUUCCGUGUCUCUCCGACGACCCACCCCGGGCCCCGCAGACGCCCGAGGCCGGCACUCAGAAUGCAAGGCGGCGGAUAGCACUCAUGCCGGAUUCACCGACUUGCCUCCGGAAAUCCAUCUUCUCAUAUCGAAGCAGCUCAUUUAUCCCGAUGCGCUCUCCCUCAAGCAUACCAGCAGCUACUUUUACUACCUCGUGGACACUGGUGUCCGGUUAAAGGUGGAAUGGCUGAUGGAACGCCGGAUGUUACAUCUCGAGUGUCCCAACGAUAAGCGAUGUGAUCUUGGCAGUGAUCUACGGUUUUGCAGGGGUAGCGUACCACUCUUGAUGCAACGGCGGCGAGAACACAUGGAGUGCGAGUCGAGACCGGGCUUGGGUUGUCUUGUGUACGGCACGUCGGUUUGCUCUCAUCGCAGGAAACUUGGCGCGCGAUGUCAGCGCUGGCUUAGACGACGGUUGACGAUUGAGCUCUGGUGGGUGUUGAUUGCGUUGGUACCGAUCAUCUUUUGCUGGCUCUGGAUGGCUGAGUUUGCGAAAUGGGCAGCUGGCUCGUUGUCGAAUUCUUCAUCGACUUUGACAGAGUCAUUGAUGAGGUGA
Colletotrichum gloeosporioides is the source of this 603-nucleotide messenger RNA. RefSeq lists its product as uncharacterized. The transcript has 2 exons. The record is from RefSeq and is a predicted model, not a curated record. Bases 1 to 603 code for a protein of 200 amino acids. Lineage: Eukaryota; Fungi; Ascomycota; Sordariomycetes; Glomerellales; Glomerellaceae.